ACCUCCGUCCACUUCUGCCUCCGCCGCGAUCACCGCCCGCCGCCGCCACCGCCGCCCUCACCGACCGCCGCGACCCGCGGGUGCUCCGCGACCUUGCCCACGCACGGAGGCCGUCCCCCCCACCGCCAUCCACCCCUCUCAAGUGCGGGCUGCCUCCCGCCUCUACACUCAGUCCGCGGCGAGGAGUCCGCGCUCCUCCUCUGGCUCCUCCCCGAGGCGGAGCUCGACCGCCGCCCGGCUUUCUCCUCCCUAGGCACGGCCACCUCCGCCGCGGCUCCGAAACGGGGUGACCAUGGAUGGAAACGAAUAUCAUGUUAACUCAUCAGCUGAGAGAAAGAACUCACCAUAUUGGGAUGAUGGCACGGUGAUGGGGGCUAGUCCACCUGAGGAGCAGCAUUCACCAAUCGAAGAAGUCGUUGCUGUCAAACGAAACCAGAAAAGAACAAAGAAUUUCAGUGGGAAGGAAGACGAGAUGUUGGUUUUGGCAUGGUUGAAUGUCAGUAAGGAUGCAAUCCAAUGCAACGAACAAUCCCGUUCUGCAUACUGGACAAGGAUUUACGAUUACUUCCACUCAAACAGGGACUUUACUUCAGACCGUUCGCAAAGUUCCCUCAUGCACCGUUGGUCUACUAUUCAAGAUAAUGUAAACAAGUUCACGGAAUGUCUGAGCCAGAUUGAGGAUAGAAAGCAAAGCUGGGUGUCAAAUCAAGAUAAGAUUAUGCAUGCUUGUGCUCUGUACAAGGCCGGAGAUGAGAAUCAUAGAUCAUUUCAUUUGGUUCAUUGUUGGAAUCUGUUGAGAAACCAGCAAAAAUGGAUUGAUAGGCCAUCUCAGAUGUCAUCUCACAAAAAACAGAAGACAACCUCCGAUUCAAGUCUAGUUAUGUCUACUAUUACUACUUCAGAUGAUUCGGAGGUUGCUGCUACUCCAAAAUGUGAAAACGAUGAAGAUGAAUAUCAUAUUAACCCAUUGGCUGAGAAAAACAACUCACUAAAUUGGGUUGUGAUGGGUACCAGUCCACCUGAGGAGCAACAUUCACCAAUGGAAGAAGUUGUUGUGAAACGGAAGUUACGAAACCAAAAAAGAACAAAGAAUUUCAGUGGGAAGGAAGACGAAAUGUUGGUUUUGGCAUGGUUAAAUGUUAGUAAAGAUGCAUUCCAGUGCAAUGAACAAUCUCGUUCUGCAUACUGGAAGAGAAUUUAUGAUUACUUCCACUCAAACAAGGACUUUACAUCAGACCGUUCGCAAACUUCUCUCAUGCACCGUUGGUCUACUAUUCAAGAUAAUGUAAGCAAGUUCACAGGAUGUCUAGCCCAGAUUGAGGAUAGAAGGCAAAGUUGGGUGUCAAGUCAAGAUAAGAUUAUGCAUGCUUGUGCUCUGUACAAGGCCAAAGAUGAGAAUCAUAGAUCAUUUCAUUUGCUGCAUUGUUGGAAUCUGUUGAGAAACCAGCAAAAAUGGAUUGAUAGGCCAUCUCAGAUGUCACGUCACAAAAAACAGAAAACAACCUCCAAUUCAAGUCUAAUUACUACUACUACUUCUGAUGAUACUGAGGCUGUUGCUACUCCAGAAUAUGAAAACAGUGAAGACGAAUAUCGUGGUAACCCAUUGGCUGAGAAAAACAACUCACUAGAUUGGGAUGAUGGCAGUGCAAUGGGGGCUGCUGCUACUCCAGAACAUGAGUUACCGAAGAGACCAGAAAAUAGUAAGGGGAAAGAAAAACUAGGACAAAGUGGAGAUGAGGAGAAAGAAAUACUACGACAAGGUAGAGAUGUUGUCUAUAGGGAGGAUUUAGAUUAUCUAUGUGCAAAUAAGAUAGAGGCAGAUGCAGAGAAAGUGUUCAAGAAAGAUGAGCGAUAUCAACAAAUAUAUGCCCUAGAACAACAGAAGGUUGCACUAGAACAAGUGAGGGUUGCUAACGAGACAAAAAAUCUUGAUGUGAGGAGCAAAGAAUUAGAAUUGAAGAGUAAAGAGAUAGAUUUGAAGAGAAUGUUAGAAGAAGAGAGAAUAAUGACUAUGGAUAUUACUGGCAUGUCUGGGCUACAACAACAAUAUUACAAGAGCUUGCAGGAUGAGAUCAUGACUCGACGAUUUAAUAGAUUAUGUUGAGCUUGUAUGAACCACAAUCAGGGACGUUCCUAUAUAGUGUUACGGGGGUCAUAGGACCUGGGUAGAAUUCUAAUAUUUAGUUGUUUUAGUCUAUAUUAAUCAUAUUAUUAGUUUAAAAUAAGAAUAUUAUAUGUGUUAGGACAUAUAUAGGACACUUGAUAAUUUUUGUUCUGGGUUCGUCAUUGACCAUAAUAUCCUAAAAUCUAAUAUCAUUUGUGGAAUAUUAUAUUGUGCGAAACAUAGAUUAUCUUGGUGUGUGUGAACCUUAUUUCAGUUAUGUGCUGUCACGGCCAGAAAUUUACAUC
Messenger RNA from Oryza brachyantha (malo sina), 2409 nucleotides. RefSeq lists its product as uncharacterized. The record is from RefSeq and is a predicted model, not a curated record. The coding region runs from base 293 to 2104 and encodes 603 amino acids. Lineage: Eukaryota; Viridiplantae; Streptophyta; Magnoliopsida; Poales; Poaceae. The transcript is spliced from 4 exons.